This is a messenger RNA of Brassica rapa (field mustard), 1409 nucleotides long. Its product is annotated as probable serine/threonine-protein kinase PBL20. The record is from RefSeq and is a predicted model, not a curated record. Gene Ontology annotation, biological process: protein phosphorylation. Gene Ontology annotation, molecular function: ATP binding; protein kinase activity. Lineage: Eukaryota; Viridiplantae; Streptophyta; Magnoliopsida; Brassicales; Brassicaceae.
GGUUUACACAAUAAAGAUACAACCAAAUCAAGAAGGAAAAGGAGAACAUGAAUUGUCUGUUCAUGUUCAAGUCGAAGAAACCUAAAUCAAGAAGAGAUCUCAAGAAAGAAAACAAAGACAAAAGAGGAAGAGAACUAUUACAAAAGUCAGCUCCAGAAUUAUCAACAACAAGAAAGAACCAAACGUCGUCCACUUCGUUAAUUCUCCCAACACCAAGAUCUCUGCCGUCUCCAACAAGUAUAAGAGACUUGUACACAGAAAGGCAGCAAAAUCGAAACCUGAGGGUUUUCUCUUACAAGGAACUCAGUGAAGCCACGUGUGGGUUUGACAGAAAGUUUCAGAUAGGGGAAGGUGGGUUUGGUAAUGUUUAUAAAGCCACCAUUAACAAUCCCACCAAUGGAGAUUCUCAUUUUAUUCCACAUACCGUCGCCGUCAAGAGACUCAAAAAACAAAGUCAACAGGGGCACAAGCAAUGGCUUGCUGAGGUUCAGUUAUUAGGCGUUGUUAAUCACCCAAACGUAGUGAAGCUCUUAGGAUAUUGCUCAGAGGACACAGAGAGGCUUUUGGUUUAUGAGUUGAUGUCUAAUCUAAGCUUAGAGGAUCAUCUCUUCACUCGAAGAACCCCAACUUUGCCGUGGAAACAAAGGCUUGAGAUCAUGCUAGGUGCAGCUCAAGGAUUGGCUUAUUUACAUGAAAUCCAGGUAAUAUACAGAGACUUUAAAUCAUCAAAUGUGCUUUUGGACGAUGAUUUUAAUCCGAAAUUAUCGGAUUUUGGUCUGGCUAGAGAAGGUCCCGAAGGAGACAAUACUCAUGUUACAACCGCAAGAGUCGGAACCGAAGGCUAUGCGGCUCCGGAGUACGUAGAAACCGGACAUCUCAGGAAACACAGCGAUGUAUAUAGCUUUGGGGUUGUUCUUUACGAGAUCAUCACUGGUCGUCGAACAUUCGAGCGAAUGAAACCUUCGGCUGAAAAGAUUCUUCUAGACUGGGUCAAACUAUAUCCAGUUAAUAGCAAAAGCUUUAGAAUGAUCGUUGACUCGAAGCUGCAAAGCAAGUAUCCAGUUGCUAUGGUCACGAGAGUGGCUAAACUGGCUGAUCUUUGUCUGAAGAAGAACGACACAGAGAGGCCCACCAUGGCUUUUGUCGUUGAAAGUCUUAGUAAGAUCAUUGAAGAAUCAAAUACCGGAGAUAUGAAAAGUUCUAUUAGAGAAUCUACCAGAGGGGUUAUGAGAGCAUAGAGGAUUAUCUUUCUUUAGAGUAGUGGAGAAUAAUUAUGGUUUCUUUGCCUUAUUUUCAAAACAAAAUGAUGUGGUUAAUGUGCAUAAAUAUGAAGGGUGAGAGAAGUCCAAGUAGUACUGUAGUAAUGCUAAGCCAACUAUAAGUUAUAACAAAAGAGUUUCGUUAACAAA